AUGGCGUGCGAGGCGGGCUGGUGCGCGCUAGUCAGCACCGCCCACCCGCUCCGCUGCGGCCGCCGCGCCACCAGCCCUUUGCACCGCAGGGAGAACCUCUGCCUGGACAACAUCGACGGCGAGUGGUGGGGCGUGGCAGUCGAGCUUAUUGCUUUCGUGUAUUCCUUUGUCGCCGUCGCCAUUGUGGCCGACCGCCACCUCGUCGUGAGCCUGGAGACGCUGUGCGUGCGCUGGAACGUGCGCGAGGACGUCGCGGGAGCCUCCUUCAUGGCGCUCGGUAGUGCGGCGCCAGAGGUGAUCAUCAACGCAAUCUCGACGCUCAAGACGGUGCUGUCGACAGAGAAGCACGACGGGUACGUGGACGAGGGUGACGACGGCGACGACGCGGUCCUCGGCGUCGGCGCCAUCCUCGGCUCCGGCAUGAUCGCCUUCACCGCCAUCCCGGGCAUCUGCGGCGUCGCCGCCGGAGGGGCGGAGCCGCUGCUGCUGAAGCGGCGGCCGCUCGCGCGCGACUUGGUGACGUACCUGCUCUCGAUCUCGUGGCUGUGCUACAUCUUCAGCGACGGCCGCAUCGAGGCGGUCGAGGCUGCCGCCAUGCUCGCAGGCUACGUCUGCUACAUGCUGGUGGUGGUCUACGCGGCAGACGUGCGGCGGCUGUACCGCGUGCACUGGCUGGGCAAGGAGGACCGCCUCUCCGAGUCAUUCGUCAAGUCCUCCCGCGAGUCUUCCCGAGCUCCGUCCGCCCACGCGGACUCGUGCGGAGAGCGCACGCCGCUGCCUUCCCGUACCGACUCGGCGGUAGGCAGCCCCUACCACCUCCACCUCCACGUCGCGGAGUCGCCCUUCGCGCCCACCGCCGGCUCGUGCUACUCGGGGUCGUACUCGGGGUCGUACUCCCCGCCCGCCCACGCGCCCGCGCCGUCGCCGCCCGCCUCCUCCUUCCUGCCGGUCGCGGGCGGCGGGGCGGCGGGCAGCCCUGCGCCGGAGGGAGGGAGGUGGACUCCUCCGCGCGGCGAGGAGGAGAGCCCGCCAGCAGAGGGACCAGCAGAGGGACCAGCAGAGGGACCAGCAGAUGAGGGCCCAAGGGAGGGCUGGCACGCGCCGCCGCGGCAGCGCUCGCCGCCGCGAGCAAGGCCGUGAGCAAGGCUGCAGCUCUCUGCAUCCUGCCUGUCGAGUGGCUGGUGAGCGCCACUUGCCCGCCGUGCGAGCAUGACGGCCCGACACCGCUCUGGCGCGAUGCUCGACGUGCCCGCCGCCUUCCUCGGCAUGUACCGGCGGCCGCUCGCGCGCGACUUGGUGACGUACCUGCUCUCGAUCUCGUGGCUGUGCUACAUCUUCAGCGACGGCCGCAUCGAGGCGGUCGAGGCUGCCGCCAUGCUCGCAGGCUACGUCUGCUACAUGCUGGUGGUGGUCUACGCGGCAGACGUGCGGCGGCUGUACCGCGUGCACUGGCUGGGCAAGGCGGCCAACCUCGCCGUCUUCGCCUCGCUCCUCAUCCUCUCCACUGCGCACACCUGGCGGCGCGGCGACCACAGGAAGUCGCAGCUCACAAAGGCGAAGGGCAAGGUCCUGAUCUGCACGUACGUAGUCUGCAUCUCCUCCUACCCCAUCGUACAGCGGUGGUGGAGCCCGCACGAUCCGCCCAACCUGCUCGGCUUCCUCUCCUGA
Molecule: messenger RNA, 1668 nt
Organism: Emiliania huxleyi CCMP1516
Lineage: Eukaryota; Haptophyta; Isochrysidales; Noelaerhabdaceae
Exons: 10
Coding region: 1-1140 (379 amino acids)
Biological process (GO): intracellular calcium ion homeostasis; calcium ion transmembrane transport
Cellular component (GO): membrane
Molecular function (GO): calcium channel activity; calcium, potassium:sodium antiporter activity
Source: RefSeq, a predicted model, not a curated record